Messenger RNA from Aspergillus terreus NIH2624, 7362 nucleotides. RefSeq lists its product as uncharacterized. Bases 1 to 7362 code for a protein of 2453 amino acids. Gene Ontology annotation, biological process: secondary metabolite biosynthetic process; fatty acid biosynthetic process. The transcript is spliced from 16 exons. NCBI's taxonomy places the organism in Eukaryota, Fungi, Ascomycota, Eurotiomycetes, Eurotiales, Aspergillaceae. The record is from RefSeq and is a predicted model, not a curated record. Gene Ontology annotation, molecular function: oxidoreductase activity; fatty acid synthase activity; 3-oxoacyl-[acyl-carrier-protein] synthase activity.
AUGACCACCAACGACUGUGUUGACGAGAGCCAUUCGAUCGCCGGUCCUGGGAGUACCAAUGGAGACUCCCAUACCAACGGUGGCAAUCACUCAAACGGAGUCACCAACGGGGCCAACCACAACAGUAAUGGGAACCAUUCCAACGGAUUCAGCAACGGAGCUACAAAUGGAGCCGUCAAUGGCGCCGCCGCUGAAGGCAUUGCCAUUGUUGGCAUGGCAAUGCGCCUUCCAGGCGGCGUCAAGGAUGCCUCUGAUUUCUGGAACCUGUUAGUAGAGAAGCGGGACGGCCGUGUACGCGUCCCUGCAGACCGAUACAAUGUGGAUGCUUUCUAUGACGAGAGCGGAAAGCCGGGUACUGUGCGAACACAGUACGGGAAUUUCCUGCAAGAGGAUCUAAGCCAUGUUGACACUUCAUUCUUCUCGAUGACGCGGGCCGAGACUGAAAAGCUCGACCCACAGGCGAGAUUGCUUCUAGAGGUUAGCCGAGAAGUCCUCGAGAACGCUGGGGAGACGGAUUGGCGAGGCCAAAGAAUUGGAUGCUAUGUCGGUGUUUUCGGUGAGGACUGGCAGGACAUUCACUUGAAGGACAGCCAAGAUGCCGGAAUGUAUCGUGUUACCGGAUAUGGUGAUUUCCUAUUAGCGAAUCGUAUUUCUUAUGAAUAUGACAUGAAGGGCCCCAGUGUGACUAUCAAGACCGGCUGCUCCUCGUCGCUGAUCUCCUUGCACAUGGCUUGUGAAGCCAUUGCGAAUAACGAGUGCAAUGCUGCCAUUGUCGCGGGCUCCAACUUGAUCAUGUCGCCCACGAUGACCAUCGCGAUGUCCGAGCAGGGCGUCCUAUCGCCAGACGCCGCUUCCAUUAACGCGAUAUAUGUCAAGCGGCUUAGUGACGCAGUCAGAGAUGGCAAUCCCAUUCAAGCAGUGAUUCGGGCGACGGCUAGCAACUGUGAUGGCAGAACUCCGGGAAUCUCGCAUCCCAGCUUAGAAAGCCACGAAGCCUUGAUGCGAGCAGCCUAUACUGCCGCCGGCCUUGAAAAUCACGCCGAAAUGGGAUUUGUUGAAUGUCACGGCACCGGAACGUCGAUCGGCGAUCCUCUAGAGGCGCAGGCUGUGGCCAAUGUGUUUGGAGAACGAGGAAUAUACAUUGGAUCGUGCAAACCGAAUGUUGGCCACUCCGAGGGUGCCUCUGGUGUCACUGGGGUCAUCAAAGGAGUGCUUGCUCUGCAGCACCAGACAAUCCCGCCGAACAUCAACUUCCAGACACCCAACCCCAAACUUCCGUUUGAUAAGCUCAAGGUGCCAACGGAGGCUAUUCCUUGGCCGCAAGACCGCGCCCAGAGAGUCUGUGUGAAUUCUUUCGGCCUUGGUGGAGCUAACGCUACCGUUAUUCUGGAUUCGGCGGCGUCCCACGGCUUUGGCAGACAACCAGUUGCUGCGCAGAAAAAGGAAGAGCUUCUUGUCCUCUCCGCAAACCAUACCAAGUCGUUGCAGCAACUGGUUGCGAACACAAAGGAGUAUCUAGAGAACAACCCGGAUGCCACAGUCGACCUCGCCUACACUCUUGGUGUGCGCCGGGAGCAUCUGCCCUUCCGCACAUUCCUGGUCACAGGUGACAGCUUCACUGAAGCAUCCCCAGGAGUUAAGCCAAAUGUUGAACAGACGCUUAACUUUGUGUUCACCGGCCAAGGCGCUCAGUGGGUUGGUAUGGGGAGGGAACUACUAAGCCACUACCCCCUCGUUCUGCACACCAUCCAGCAACUGGACAACACCUUGCAGCAACUGCCAGCCCGUCCGUCCUGGUCCAUCGAAGAGGAGCUUCUGGCCGGGGGCUCUACGACGGAAGAUGAGGCCUCUGCCAAAAUCAGGACCGCGAGAUUUGCAAAGGCGGAAUUUGCGCAGCCUCUUUGUACAGCUGUGCAGAUUGCGGUUGUUGACCUUCUCCAGUCGUGGGGCAUCACUCCCAGUGCCGUCGUUGGCCACUCAAGCGGAGAGAUCGCGGCUGCGUAUGCUGCAAAUGCCAUUACCCGGGAGGAGGCAAUCAUUGCUGCCUUCUACCGCGGGCUAAACACCAAGUUGCAGACCAAACAGGGUGCAAUGGCAGCGAUCGGCCUUGGGAAGGACGGCGUGUUGCCCUUCUUGAUUGAAGGCGUGGUUGUGGCAUGCGAGAACAGCCCCGAGAGUGUGACCUUGUCCGGCGAUAAGGAGGCGGUGCAAAAGGUCGUCGAACGUAUUAAACAGGACCUUCCGGGCACCUUUGCAAGAGAAUUAAAGGUGGAAAUGGCGUACCAUUCUCACCACAUGGAGGCAAUCGGAGGAGACUAUGAGGCAUCGAUCGACCAGUUGAUCAACGCGAAGAAGCCGGAGGCCAAGUUCUACUCUAGUGUCACUGGAGAGCUGGUGAACCAGAAGGGCUUCUUGGGACCUGCCUACUGGCGUGCAAACUUGGAGUCGCCAGUCAAGUUCUCGACAGCAGUCAGCGCCCUGCUCAAGGACAGCUCCGGGGACCAGGUGUUCAUUGAAAUCGGCCCACACUCUGCUCUUCAAGGCCCUCUCCGACAGAUAUUCAAAGCUUGCAACGCGUCCAGUUCGACGUAUUGCUCCGCAUUGGUUCGGAACACCAGGAGCACCCAAAGCAUCUUGCAAUGCGUCGGACAACUAUUCAUCCGAGGAGUCCCAGUGGACUUCAGCGCCAUGGCCCCAGGUAGCGUUCUCACCGAUUUGAAGCCAUACCCUUGGCACCACGAAGCCGCGUACUGGGAUGAAAGCCGCAUCUCUAAGGAAUGGCGUUUGCGCAAGUUUCCUCAUCACGAGAUCCUUGGAAGCCGCAUCACCGAUGGCUCUGGGCUGGAGCCGAUAUGGAGAAACAUGCUCAGAACGGAAGAAUGCCCCUGGGUUCGUGACCACCAGAUCUCCUCGGACAUCAUCUUCCCUGGUGCAGGGUAUAUUGCCAUGGCCGGCGAGGCUAUUCGACAGUUGACGGGAGCUGAAGACUUCACGGUCCGCGAGGUAACGUUUGCCUCAGCGAUGGUGAUCAGCGAGUCCCAAGCCACCGAGAUCAUCACCUCUGUAAGGCCUCUGCGUCUGACCGACUCUGCUGACUCCGUUUGGCACGAGUUUUCAAUCACCUCGUAUAACGGCGCUUCUUGGACCAAGCAUUGUUCUGGUCAGGUCCGGCCCGGCCCUGACCACGAACUGAAAGCCCCAGCUUUGCAAGCGCUGCCCAGAGUCGUCUCCUCCGCGAAAUGGUACCAGGCGAUGCGAAAUGUGGGCCUCAAUUACGGGCCGAGCUUCCAGGGCCUGGAUGACAUCUGCACAGGAACGACCGACAUGGUUGCCCAUGCGUCAGUUUCCAACGCUGCCCACUCAGGGAAGGGACUUUACGCCUUGCACCCGUCCACCAUUGACAUGUGCGUCCAGCUGUUCAGCGCAGCGGCCUCAUAUGGACAGCCACGGAAUCUUAAACUGCUUUCUGUGCCCAGAGCCAUUGACAGCCUGUACAUCGGCCGACCUGAGGGCCAGCUGGAUGUCGAGGUACAGGCAACUGCCACCCCCAGGGGAAUGAUUAUGGGUACUGGAGUUGCUACCUCUGGCGGCAAGGUUGUCCUGGAAAUCAACGGGCUCAAGCUACAUCCGCUGGAAGACAGUCGCUCCUCUCGCGGUAGCGACCCGCACGCAGCAUGCCGCAUUCACUGGCAGCCACAUGUUGACUUCCUCAAACCUAGUGACCUUAUCCGGCAGAGCGAGGCAGGAAGUCAACGACAAUGGUAUCUCCCAGUCGAGAGGCUGGCCCUCCUAUGCACGAUUGAGAGUAGCACACAGCUAAAGUCGCUUCAGCCGUCGGAGACGCAUCUCACAAAGUUCCAGUCUUGGCUGGAGCGGGAACUUGAUCGUACAGCGCGAGGAGACAAUGUCCUCGUUGAAGGGCCACGGGAGAUUGCUGCCAUGACUUCGGACGACCGGGUUGCUGAGAUCAACCGGCUCACUGAGCAAAUCUUGUCGACACCAACCAAAGCGGCUGCCAUUGCGCUCCGAAGAAUCUUUGACGCGCUCGGGGCCAUUUUCCAAGGGGAAAAGGAUCCUCUGGAACUGUUGCUUGCGGAUGAUAUCCUCGCCCAGCUGUAUAACAUGGGAGAUCGAUGGGACUAUGCGGACUUCCUCAAAGCUCACUGCCAUGCCAAACCUUGGCUUAGGAUUCUGGAGAUAGGUGCCGGGACUGGAGGCACCACGGCCAAAGUCCUCGAUCUCCUUUCCUCCCACGGAGAGCGCAUGUAUGGCCUAUAUUCGUACACCGAUAUCUCAGCGGGCUUUUUCGUCGAGGCGAAGCAGCGGUUCGCGAACUACUCCAAUAUUGAAUACUGCGUGUUGGAUAUCACUAAAGACCCCGUCGAGCAAGGCUUCGAGCCCGGCUCCUACGAUAUUAUCAUUGCGGCAAAUGUCCUUCAUGCGACGCCAAAGCUCAGUGAGACGCUCGCAAAUGUUAAGAGCCUUCUUCGACCGGAUGGGUGCUUAUUCCUUGAGGAAUUGUGCUCCACUGCCAAUUGGUUGAACUAUAUCAUGGGUACUCUCCCCGGCUGGUGGUUGGGUGAAGAAGACGACCGUGCCUGGGAACCGUACGUUUCUCCAGAGAGAUGGGCACAGGAAAUGGCAGCUGUGGGAUUUGGAGCGCCAACAGUGGUCUAUGAUGAUGUGGCUCCCUACCAGGCCAGUGCCCUGCUUGUUUCAUCCCCGGUGGCUACCGAAGACAAGCAGACCCGGAAAACAAUCUCACUACUCUGCAGCAAUGCCGACCAGUCACCUUUUGUCUCCGAGGUAGAGACCAAACUGAGAAAUGAAGGCUACAUCGUCGAACGGUCCACAUUGGCUGAGAUGCCGAAGCCGCGACAGGACAUUGUCUCCGUGCUGGACUUGCAAGAGCCAUACCUGGAGAACAUAUCCGAAGAGCGCUUCCAGGAACUAGUGCGGUUCCUCCAGGCAAUCGAUGCAGAGUCUGGUGUCCUAUGGGUCACAAGAGCUAUCCAAAUGCAUUGCAAGGACCCGAGAUGGGCGCAGUCGCUUGGCCUGACCCGCACAGUUCGAAACGAACUCGGCGUCGAUAUGGCCUCUCUGGAGCUUGACAACCUUGGAGGUGAAGCCAGCACAGCUGUCGUGAAGGUGUUGCAAAAUUUCCAGCGUCGUGUGAAGUCUGACGACUACGACCCUGACUAUGAAUGGGCCCUCGACAAUGGCAAGGUCCAUGUUGGCCGGUUCCAUUGGUUCUCUGUCAACGACACACUUUCUCUCACCAGUGCUGAUAGCAAGGUCCCUAAGAGACUGGAAGUUGCCAAACGAGGUUUCCUCGAGACCCUUGGAUGGGUUCAGCAACCCACGCGCGUCCCUGAUAGUGAUCUAGUGGAGAUUGAAGUUCGCGCUGUGGGCAUGAAUUUCAAGGAUGUCCUUAUUGCACAAGGUAUUGUUGAUGGGCAUCCAAGCGAGGGCAAUGGCCUGGGUUGCGAGUGCGCCGGUAUCGUCCGCCAGGUCGGUCCUGAGGUCCAAAACGUUGCGGUUGGAGACCGAGUGAUGACCAUCUUGAUUCACUCCGCGUGUGGUGGUAUCGGCAUUGCUGCCAUCCAGAUCAGCCAGAUGAUAGGCGCCACGAUCUACGCGUCGGUGGGAACAGAAGAGAAGAUCCAGCAUCUGGUGAACACGUAUGGCAUUCCUCGCAGCCACAUUUUCAGCUCGCGCGAUGCCUCUUUCCUUCCCGAUGUCCUCAAAGCGACCAAUGGACGCGGUGUUGAUCUUGUCCUCAACUCGCUUUCGGGUGAUUUGUUGCACGCAUCUUGGAAGUGCGUUGCAUCUUAUGGGUCGAUGGUGGAGAUCGGAAAGCGCGAUUUCAUCGGCCAUGGCAGGCUGAAUAUGGACACCUUUGAAGCCAACCGGGCGUUCUUUGGCGUGGACUUUGCUCAGAUCUGUGCCGAAAGACCGGAUAUCACCCAAGAAAUCCUGGAAGAGUGCGUUCGGUACUACAGCGAGGGGUCCAUUCGCCCUAUCACCCCAGUGACCUACUUCCCCGCCGAAAAGAUCCAAGAUGCAUUCCGAUUCAUGCAGAGAGGAUCGCAUAUUGGCAAGAUAGUGGUUUGUAUGCCCGAGGACUCGGAUGCUUUGCCCACGAUCGGGAAGCAGAAACAGCUAGACCUCCGGUCCGAUGCUUCUUACCUGCUUGUCGGUGGCUUGGGUGGUCUCGGUCGAGCUGUUUCUACCUGGCUGGUUGAAAACGGUGCCAGAAAUCUGGUCUACUUGUCACGGUCUGCUGGACAGUCUACUCAAGAUCAGCUAUUCUUCCGAGAGCUUGAAGCUCAGGGAUGCUCCGUCCAGGCAUUCCCAGGCAAUGUCUCCGUCCUCAGCGAUGUUGAGCGUGCCGUUCAGGGUGCACGGUUGCCUAUCGCUGGAAUCCUUCAGAUGUCUAUGGUCCUACGGGAUGGAAAACUCGAUGAAAUGAGCAUCAGCGACUGGGAAGCCGCCGUCAAGCCCAAGGUCGACGGAACCUGGAAUCUUCACAAAGCGACCCAGUCGAUUCCGUUGGACUUCAUGGUUAUGUUCAGUUCGUUCUCGGGUCUCGUGGGACAGCGUGGACAGGCCAACUACGCUUCCGCAAACACGUUCCUGGACGCCUUCGUUCAAUAUCGCCAUGCCAAUGGUUUGGCGGCCUCUGUCCUCGAUAUUGGUCCCAUCGAAGACAUCGGCUACGUCAGCACGAACAGAAUGGUCCUCGAUCAAUUCAAGGCGACAAAUCUGCAUGUCCUACAAGAGACAGACCUGCUUGAGACGCUGCAUGUGGCCAUCCUGUCGUCCAUGCCAGGUUCCUCCGCCGAUGGCUUCGUAAAUGACAGCCAAAUCGGCAUUGGUCUACGGAUGACCGUACCCUCGCAAGCACCGAACAACCGAUGCAUCUGGAAACGCGACCGCCGUAUGUCGGUCUACCGCAACAUCGAGCAGGUGGAAGAGGUUGAAGAUUCUGGUGCAGCGGGCUUGGGACUUCGUCAAUUCCUCUCCGAAGCGCAAGCAAACCCGGCCAUGCUCAAGGAUGACAGCAGUGCCGAGUUCCUCGCGACAGAGCUGGGGAGGACGCUGCACGGAUUCCUCCUGAUACCGGUCGAGGACGUCGACAUUUCCAGAUCCAUCACCAGUAUGGGUGUGGAUUCGCUCGUGGCGAUUGAGCUGCGUAACUGGUGUCGACACAAGAUGGGGCUUGAGUUCACCGUCUUGGAAAUUCUCGAUCUACCGAACCUGAAGGCCUUUGGCCAGGCUGCGGCACAACGUUUGUUCUCGAAAUACGGGGGUGGCGAAGAACAUGUCCGUGAAUCGUUCUUGACCAUGAAGGCGCCAUGA